AUGGAGACGUUCUGGCAGAACAACAGUUGCAACCCUUUCGGCGAUCGCUCUACGCCAUGUGAGGUUGGAAACAUGAUCUCCUACGCAGUCAAUGUCUCAGCGGCUGCAGAAAUAGCGGCCACAAUCCACUUUGCAAGAACACACAAUGUCCGUUUUGUAGUCCGCAAUACUGGCCAUGACUUCAAUGGUCGCUCAACAGGCGCGGGUGGACUGGCCGUUUGGACACACCACCUUAAGAGCCUCGAGAUCAUCCAGAACAUCGAGAUGAAAGGGGACCCAGAUAAGGGAGAACAGAGCUACCAAGGCCCGGCGUUGAAGAUGGGGUCUGGUGUUCAAGGAGUUGAAGCUGAGCAUUUUGCUGCCGACGCCGGGCUGGUUGUAGUCGGUGGUUGGUGUCCAUCUGUUGGGAUCGCUGGUGGCUUCACACAGGGUGGUGGACAUAGUCCACUGGGUUCUCAGUUCGGCAUGGGUGCUGACCAGACUCUCGAGUUUCAAGUCGUCACCGCGAAUGGUUCUGUCGUCACAGCUUCGCCCCAAGAGAACAGCGAUCUCUACUGGGCCCUCUCCGGCGGUGGACCCGGCACAUAUGGCAUUGUUACUAGCGUCACAGUACGCGCAUAUCCAAACAUGCCUGUUGGCGGUGCGUUCGUCUCCAUCACAAACGAUUUGUCGUUGCCAAAUGCCUCAACAGUUCUGGAAAAUUACUGGGCGACAAUUCAGACGUGGCACACCCUACUCCCCAAUCUGACAUCGACCGGAAUAGGCGCAACAUUUUCGUAUAAUAACUCGCUGUUUUACUUGAUUCCCCUGACCGCCUACAACAAAACGUCAAAAGAUGUCAGAGCAGCACUCAAGCCCUGGAUUGACCAAAUGGACACUCUCGGAGUUAACUACAGUGCCAGUUUUACAGACUUUCCAAGUUACUAUUCGCAUUGGACGACAUUUGCGCUGCCCGGCCCUGUAGGAGCCUACUGGCAAGGCACAUCAAGGCUCGUGCCAACUGACAUCUUCGACGACCCUACAAGUCUGGAGAAGUUCAUUGGUGUCCAGCGAAAACUUGCGGAUCAGGGCGUUUAUGCCGGCGCUACAGCUGUUGCACCGAGAAAGCUCACUGGGUUCGCCAAUGCCGUUCUUCCCGCCUGGCGCAACACGGUUAGUUUAUUCGGGCUUCUGACCGAUUGGAGCGAUGAUCCUACCCGAUGGGAAGAGAUGCAGGAGAUGCAGCACUACGUCGACCAGGAACUAAGGCCCUUACUUAAAAGCGUGACCGGUGGAACGGCUGGAGAUGGCAACUGGGCAAGAGGUAGCUAUUUGAAUGAGGCCAGCGGGGAUGAUCCGGCUUGGAAGCAAGAGUUUUUCGGGGAGAACCUCCAGAGGCUCGAAGAAGUUAAACAAAGGUGGGAUCCCGACGGCCUAUUCUGGGGCCUGCGAUUGGUGGGUAGCGAAGCUCGGGAAAUACGCGGCCAGCCCACCGGGAUAGGGAAUGGCAGGCUGUGCAAGGCUGAGAAGUAA
Neoarthrinium moseri is the source of this 1512-nucleotide messenger RNA. RefSeq lists its product as uncharacterized. The transcript has a single exon. NCBI's taxonomy places the organism in Eukaryota, Fungi, Ascomycota, Sordariomycetes, Amphisphaeriales, Apiosporaceae. Gene Ontology annotation, molecular function: oxidoreductase activity; FAD binding. The record is from RefSeq and is a predicted model, not a curated record. Bases 1 to 1512 code for a protein of 503 amino acids.